UAAUUACUGUUUGGUUUAUGCCUCGCAUUGAAGAAGUUAAAAAAGUACCAAUACAUUUGUAUGUGGAAUAUUUACUUAAGAAUUUUUUUUGCUGUUAAUUAAUAAGAAAUUUAUAUUUAGUUAUCAAUUUUUAUUUAAAAAAUGGCAUCUUUAGAAGAUAAAUCUAUUUGGGAAGAUGGUGAGGAAAGUUUGGGUGAAGACGUCCUGCGAAUGUCAACUGACGAAAUUGUUUCUCGAACUCGAUUAUUAGAUAAUGAAAUAAAAAUCAUGAAAAGCGAAGUAAUGAGAAUUUCUCAUGAGUUGCAAGCUCAAAAUGAUAAAAUCAAAGAGAAUACUGAAAAAAUUAAAGUAAAUAAAACAUUACCGUAUUUGGUUUCAAAUGUGAUAGAAUUAUUGGAUGUCGAUCCACAGGAUAUGGGUGAAGAGGAUGGAGCAGUUGUUGAUUUAGAUGCUCAACGAAAGGGCAAAUGUGCCGUUAUUAAAACAUCAACUCGACAAACAUAUUUUUUGCCAGUAAUAGGACUUGUUGAUGCUGAAACAUUGAAACCAGGCGAUCUUGUUGGUGUGAAUAAGGACAGUUAUCUUGUUUUGGAAACAUUGCCCGCCGAAUACGAUGCAAGAGUAAAGGCAAUGGAAGUUGAUGAAAGACCAACUGAACAAUAUUCCGAUAUCGGUGGAUUAGAUAAGCAAAUUCAAGAAUUAAUUGAAGCCGUUGUUCUUCCAAUGACACAUAAAGAGAAAUUUGAAAAUUUAGGUAUACAACCACCUAAAGGUGUUCUUCUAUAUGGACCACCUGGAACAGGUAAAACUCUAUUGGCUCGAGCUUGUGCUGCUCAAACAAAAUCGACAUUCUUGAAAUUAGCUGGUCCUCAACUUGUUCAAAUGUUCAUUGGUGAUGGUGCAAAAUUAGUGAGAGAUGCAUUUUCAUUGGCGAAAGAAAAAGCACCGGCCAUUAUUUUUAUCGAUGAAUUAGAUGCAAUUGGAACCAAAAGAUUUGAUUCGGAGAAAGCUGGUGAUCGUGAAGUACAACGUACAAUGUUGGAGCUUUUAAAUCAAUUGGAUGGUUUUAGUUCAACUGCGGAUAUUAAAGUAAUUGCCGCAACAAACAGAGUUGAUAUUUUGGAUCCAGCUUUACUUAGAUCGGGACGUUUAGAUAGAAAAAUUGAAUUCCCUCAUCCCAAUGAAGAGGCACGAGCUCGCAUUAUGCAAAUACAUUCGCGUAAAAUGAACAUGUCACCAGAUGUGAAUUUCGAGGAAUUGUCCAGAUCGACUGAUGAUUUUAAUGGAGCACAAUGCAAAGCUGUCUGCGUCGAAGCGGGAAUGAUUGCAUUGAGGAGAAAUGCAACGGCAGUUACACAUGAAGAUUUAAUGGAAGCCAUUAAUGAAGUGCAAGCUAAAAAGAAAGCAAAUCUUAAUUACUAUGCUUAAAUAAUUCAUAAAAAUAAAAAAAAGUCUGCGUUUUCAAUUCAAGGAAAUAAAUAAUUUGCUAAUAAAGUAUGUUGUGUGAGCGUAUAUUUGUAUCUUUAAGAAUAAACAAAAUUAUUUGUAGUA
Molecule: messenger RNA, 1551 nt
Organism: Leptopilina boulardi
Lineage: Eukaryota; Metazoa; Arthropoda; Insecta; Hymenoptera; Figitidae
Gene: Rpt5
Product: 26S proteasome regulatory subunit 6A-B
Exons: 3
Coding region: 142-1428 (428 amino acids)
Biological process (GO): proteasome-mediated ubiquitin-dependent protein catabolic process
Cellular component (GO): proteasome regulatory particle, base subcomplex
Molecular function (GO): ATP hydrolysis activity; ATP binding; proteasome-activating activity
Source: RefSeq, a predicted model, not a curated record